AUGCCGCCCGCCGGCCAUAUCUGCGGGCGGCGCACGCCGCUGUCACACCGGCGCGGGCGCAGCUCUCUCCCUGCCGGGCCGGACGGCUCCGAGACCUACCAGCGAGCAGGUGUCGCGGUGCCCCCGGCUCCGGGCCCAGAGGCGUCGGCCUUCCUCGCCGUGCUUAUUGCCAGCGGCCCCAAGUACACGGAGCGCCGCAGCAUCAUCCGCAGCACGUGGCUGUCGACGGCGGGCCGCCCGCCCCACGAGGACGUGUGGUGCCGCUUCGUGGUGGGCACGGGCGGCCUGGGCGGCGACGAGCUGCGUGGCCUGGAGCUGGAGCAGAGCCGCCACCGCGACCUCCUGCUGUUGCCCGAGUUGCGCGAUUCCUAUGAGAACCUGACGGCCAAGAUCCUGGCCAUGUACGUGUGGCUCGACCUGCACCUGGACUUCCGCUUCGUCCUCAAGGCCGACGACGACACCUUCGUGCGCCUGGACGUGGUGGUGGAGGAGCUGAGGGCCAAGGAGCCACGGCGCCUCUACUGGGGCUUCUUUUCCGGGCGCGGCCGGGUCAAGUCCGGUGGCAAGUGGAAGGAGAGCGCCUGGGUCCUCUGUGACUAUUACCUGCCUUACGCCCUGGGGGGUGGCUACGUGCUCUCCGCAGACCUGGUGCACUACCUGCGCCUCAGCCGCGACUAUCUGAACAUGUGGCAGAGCGAGGAUGUCUCCCUUGGUGCCUGGCUGGCCCCUGUUGAGGUUAAGAGGGUGCAUGACCCUCGUUUCGACACUGAGUACAAGUCGCGCGGCUGCAACAAUAAGUAUGUGGUCACCCACAAGCAGAGCAUCGAGGACAUGCUUGAGAAGCACCAGACACUGGCCAAAGAAGGGAAGCUUUGCAAGGAGGAGGUUAAGCUGCGGCUUUCCUACAUGUAUGACUGGGGGGUCCCUCCUUCACAGUGUUGCCAGAGGAAAGACGGCAUCCCUUGAACGUUUUGGGAGAAGGGCAGACUCUGAGCUGAUUCUCUGUUACAGGGCCCGCUGGAAGUUGGGCUUGAAAAUUACUCAGUUUGCACAAAUUGUACGUGGAGACCAUGUGCACGGACCAACAUAACCCUGAAAUUUUUAAGAAAUACAAAAAUCCAGAAAUGGGGGGAUGGGAAAGGGUGAUAGGAUGGAACCCGAAUGCAAAGAACACGUGGGGAUAACUUGGAUGCAGGGCAGCUUGAAAGACCUUUGACUGACUCCAACAUUUGUUUGCUGGAGAACACCUCAGGCCUUCACACCAUCCGCAAGAUUUGAAACCAAUGCCUGCUAUUCAUUCUUUGCAGGGAACAAGCAUCAUCUGGCCGAGCCUGUUGGCAGCAUUUAAAGACUGAUAAUGGGAUCACAGAUCGGAUCAGUGGGAACAGCUGGCUGAUAGAGGCAUGGCAUUUAAGAAUAGGAAAAUGUGUCAGAUUUUGCAGUGUUUAUGUUGGCAUUGGGGGUUGCCUAAUGUUUGGACAGGGCUCUUAUCUGCAAGAUCUGAAUUGUUAGAAGACUGGCAACUUCUCUCUGAAUUUAAUCCUUUAAACCUUUUUUUUUUUUUAAACAUGAUGGUGUACUGUGUAACCUGAACUAUCUGGCAGCUACAACAUAGAUCUGUGUUUGGAAGGGAGUAUGUAUUAUGCCAUUUUGCAUAUAUGCUAGGGUACAUUAUCAGUCUUAUUUUGGAGGCUAACACUUGGUUACUGGGAUUAAAUGCUGCUCUUAUUAUAUUCUUCAAGCGUAUUGUAUGAACUAGUUUAACUACCUUUUUUACAAGAAAAAACCCAAUGAUGAGUAAGGUCUUGCAAGGGUUAGCCAGAUUCGAAUCUCAGUAUCUCAGACGGGAAGUACAAAACCACCAGGCUAUUUGGACUAAUUUUAAAUAUAAUUCUGCAAAAAAAUAAGUAGAUCCAAUGUUGGCUAUUCACAUGGUAUGUCACGGGGAUUUAUUUUUACAUUUCUCUCUAGUCCUGUCUACACUACAAUUGAAUUUAUUGCUGACAAGGGUCCAAUGUUGAAAAUUAAUUUCUCCACCAGUAUAGAUGGGAUGUUUCUGCACACUGAUGGAGCUCAUCAUUCAUAGGAGUAAUUCCAGCACGUAUGACCUUUUUUGCUGUACAUUUUUUAGCUGUGCGUGUAAUCCUGAUGUUCUGUAAUGUUUCUGAAAAUGUUACUAUCAAUGCACACAAUUACACCAUUUGCAGCACUAGCUCUGAGGGGCUUCUCUUUAACAGCCUUUGUCAGCAACACAUCUCUUUCCUAGUAUAGACAGAGCUUUAAUGUUUAUGCCUGAAGGGCAUGUUCUCAGUGUCUGUCUCACUGUUCAUUGCACACUGCACUUUCAUACUACGUCUUUCAUUUCCUUCUCUCCCUGGACCAGGGUCUAUCUGUCUCUCUCACUUGCCAGUGGAGGGAGACAUUAAACUUCAUAAAAUAGGAGCUCAUUCUAACUUCUUAAUAUCUUUGCUUUUUAGGCCUGUGAUUUAGUCAUUUAUACCAAAGGAGUCAAAAGUAUUUAUCUUUAAUAAAAUCCUCUUUUUUUUAGUUUUGAGUAGCUUCCUAUGGAGGAUUAAGGAAAAAGACCUACUUAUUUACUUUGGGUAUUUCAACAGUGCAUUCUGUAACUUUCCCAUUAAAAGAUAAAUGAAUGAAGGCACUAAACAUGUAAUUUAUUUUAGCUUUUGCAUGGUGACUUUGUCACACUGAUGUAAAUAUGACCUUCAGUGGAAUAGAUUUCUGCAAAAUGAAAUUUAAUCUGGUUGCAAGAAGUGUAAUUGGUUUCUAUACUACUUAAGUCUUUAUUUGCUCUUUAAGGUAAAUCAUUAUUGUACAGACAGUGUUUGUAAUUGUGAUUUAUUUAUUUAUAAAUAUUGUAAAUGUACUAUGUAUAGUAAAAAUGUAAGAUAGUUAAGUGUCAUCUUAUAUUUAAAAUUAUUUAAGGAAGGUCAACAAAUAACUUAUCAAGUGCUUGAAAUUAACUGAUAUAUAUAGUUCAUUAUUUAAAAUUAUCAGGGUCUGAGUUGUAGACCCAAAAUCUACCGCAUGUCUCUCUCAAGCUAGUAACAAUGUACUAAUCGCCCAUUUGUCGAAAUAAUCAAUUUUUAUGUAAGUCUUUUGCAUUGUUGUUUAUCCCUCUCAUUUCAUUGUUUUCAUGGGGUGAUGAGAAUUUGAGCCACACAGGAGU
Messenger RNA from Gavialis gangeticus (Gharial), 3187 nucleotides. RefSeq names its product beta-1,3-galactosyltransferase 6 (gene B3GALT6). The record is from RefSeq and is a predicted model, not a curated record. Lineage: Eukaryota; Metazoa; Chordata; Crocodylia; Gavialidae. Gene Ontology annotation, cellular component: membrane. Gene Ontology annotation, biological process: glycosaminoglycan biosynthetic process. Gene Ontology annotation, molecular function: UDP-galactosyltransferase activity. Bases 1 to 966 code for a protein of 321 amino acids. The transcript has 3 exons.